Molecule: messenger RNA, 933 nt
Organism: Echinococcus granulosus
Lineage: Eukaryota; Metazoa; Platyhelminthes; Cestoda; Cyclophyllidea; Taeniidae
Exons: 5
Coding region: 1-933 (310 amino acids)
Biological process (GO): synapse organization
Cellular component (GO): neuron projection membrane
Source: RefSeq, a predicted model, not a curated record
AUGGCACUGAUUUUGGGUUCUCUAAGUGUCUGCCAUUGCACCACACCAUCGUCACCACCACCGCCACUGGAGAGAGAGCUUGCGAUGCAUCAAAGCACUUCUCAGAAAUCGGUAAACACGCAGGUUGUAGACCCUCCCAACAAUCAUCCCGAUUAUCGCGAUGACAAGGGUGUCACAAAAGUCUACUUUGACAAUGAGGCUCCUUUGAAAAUCAACUGUACCUACCCCAAAACCCACAGACCUGUAAUAUGGGAACGCACUGACCUCAUCUAUCCCCUAGCCGUCGGCACCCACAUCUUCUCCCCGGAUCCUCGAAUCAGUGUCCACUAUCCCCACGAGACGUUGAGUCAGAUAAUGAUUGUCAACGCAACCAAAGACGAUGCCAAGAGGUAUCGCUGUCAAAGCAGUCCACAAAAACCGCCAAAAUGUGCCAGUCACAUGUGUGUGGAGAAGAAUGAGGCCUUUGAGCAAACCUUUCGUGCUAUCUAUGGCAUAAAACCAUCUACAAAGAUGCAAGCGAUGGCCUCUGAUGCAUCCACGUUGAAUGUCAAGUCGUCAGUGACUAUCUCGGGUCCCCAAAUGGCUUUUUACGGGAUGCCGCUGGAACUCAUCUGCCGGGCAAAUUUCUCCUCACCCGAGGCCAAACGUGAUCCACUGAUAAGUUUAGAAUGGUACCACAAUGGCGUUCGUCGACGACCUAGUCGAGUUCAAUCAGGUGGUACUUUCAUCUCAUCUCGAUGGGUGGACUCAAAUCUACUUGAAUCGCGUCUCCUUAUCACCUGGAUCUCUGAAUUGGAGGCUGGAAGGUGGAACUGCGUUGAACGCAGUCAUAUAAACAGGCGGAGAUUGGUGAAUGACCCCGUACCAACGCCUUCCAUGUCUUUCGAUCAACUGAACCUCCAGAUUAUGGGUAAGCAUCUGACGCUAUCUUAA